Penicillium paradoxum is the source of this 1788-nucleotide messenger RNA. RefSeq names its product putative transcription regulator (RTG2). The record is from RefSeq and is a predicted model, not a curated record. Gene Ontology annotation, biological process: regulation of transcription by RNA polymerase II. The coding region runs from base 1 to 1788 and encodes 595 amino acids. Lineage: Eukaryota; Fungi; Ascomycota; Eurotiomycetes; Eurotiales; Aspergillaceae. The transcript has 2 exons.
AUGGGGGGAGGGGACCGAAUUCCAGCAAUGAAUAAACAAAUGGCACCAUCUGAUCCGGGGCAAAAUUUAUAUCUUCAUGCCGUCGUCGAUCUAGGCAGUAAUGGCAUUCGCUGUUCGAUUUCCGAUCUCUCACCUCCAAGCACUCGAGUCAUCCCUACAGUACACUUUCAUCGGGUCAAUAUCUCACUCUACGAGGCCCAAAUUGACCCCGAGUCGGGCAGCCGAAUUCCUAUCCCACAGCAGGUUAUCGACCGAAUCGUCAGUGCCAUAGUUCGAUUCCAGAUUGUUUGCACGGAACUCAGCGUGCCUGCACAAAAUAUUCGAAUCAUCGCUACGGAAGCAACUCGGACUGCCAUUAAUGCCUCUGCGUUCAUCGAUGCCAUCUGCCACAAAACAGGGAUUGUGGUGGAAGCCCUAAGAAAGGAGGAAGAAGGAGUUAUUGGAGCUUGGGGAAUCGCUAGUAGUUUCUCAGAUGUGGAAGGACUUGCGCUGGAUCUGGGGGGUGGGAGCAUGCAGAUGACCUGGAUCACUUCUCACACAGGCAACGUGCGCAUGAGUUCCCAAGGAUCGGUCAGCUUUCCCUACGGGGCAGCUGCAUUGACACAAAAGCUGGCAGAGCUAAAAAGACACAAAAAUAAAGAGGAAGCGCGGAGAGCUCUUGAAAAUUUCCGCAGGGAAAUGGCUGACAAUUUUUGCGCCGCGUUUGAUACUCUUGGUGUCCCUGAGCAGCUCAUUCGAAAGGCUCGCGAGCAGGGCGGCUUCCCUCUUUAUCUCUCAGGUGGUGGGUUCCGGGGUUGGGGCUAUCUUCUGUUAUAUCUCCACCAGACCAGAGGUCAAAGUUACCCCAUCUCGAUUAUUAACGGAUAUUCCGCCCCCAAGAAGGAUUUCGAGGACACCGAGACUCUCAAAGAGGUGGCUCGGACAGCACACGAGAUCUUCCGGGUCUCUGACCGGCGACGCAAGCAGGUGCCCUCGGUCGCCUUCUUGGUCAACACGCUGGCCGACUCACUGCCCCAUGGAAUUAAAGAGGUCCAUUUCUGCCAGGGAGGUGUACGAGAAGGAGUCUUGUUCCGUGAAAUGCUCCCAGUUGUCCGCCAGCAGGAUCCCUUGGAGGUUGCCACGGCUCGAUAUGCACCGCCCUCGGCCCAGGCGCUGGCCGCUUUAUUGCUAUCGGCCCUCCCGCGACCAUCUGCCAGCCGAUCGUUCCCAUCUUCCAUCAGUCUCCAUCUUGUUCAGGCCUUUGCCAAUUCACUCUACUAUCACGCUACAAUGUCCAAGGAACUCUCCUCUAGUGCAGCCUUAUACAGCACUAGUACUGGUUUUUUGGCCUCUACGCAUGGAAUUCCACACGCCCAUCGCGCUCUCCUGGCACUCAUGCUCCAGGAGCGUUAUGGUGGAGAAUUACCACCCAGAGAUAUGGAGUUGAAAACACACCUCCAGGGGAUAUUAACCCAGGAGGAGGUUUGGUGGACUCGUUAUUUGGGAAAGCUUGGCCUUGUCCUCAGUCAGCUGUACCCAACGGGCUCUAUUGACACCUCUAAGCCUCGGAUUCUUCCAUCGGCGCAAUGGAAAACCGAUUUAGGGAAGAAAGGCAAGAAAGAGGGCAUGGAAUUGAUAAUUGCCAUUCAAAAGGUUGCUUACGACCCGACCCACCUGAAGCAAGAGCUUGAGCAUGAUGUGCAGAAAAUCCACAAGGUCGGAAAACGAAAGAAUUGGAUCGGCGGGCGAAAUGGCUGGGGCAUCAAAUUAAGUGUCAGAGUGUUGGAAGAGGAUUUAUUAGCUCGGUGA